Saccharomycopsis crataegensis is the source of this 4602-nucleotide messenger RNA. RefSeq lists its product as uncharacterized. The coding region runs from base 1 to 4602 and encodes 1533 amino acids. Gene Ontology annotation, biological process: early endosome to late endosome transport. The record is from RefSeq and is a predicted model, not a curated record. Gene Ontology annotation, molecular function: guanyl-nucleotide exchange factor activity; SNARE binding. NCBI's taxonomy places the organism in Eukaryota, Fungi, Ascomycota, Saccharomycetes, Ascoideales, Saccharomycopsidaceae. Gene Ontology annotation, cellular component: tubular endosome; plasma membrane; late endosome. The transcript has a single exon.
AUGUCCAAUCCCACCGCGCUGCCGCCAAUCCUCCAGUUCAAGCUUGUUAAUCCUCUAGUAAACUCGAUCUUCUCCAUCAAUGACCCAUCAAAGUCCGCUUUAAAAGAUAUAUACAUACAGCUUCAGCUGAACCCAUUCUCCUAUGCCUUCAUAAUUCCAGAUACUUACACUCUACUCAACUACUACGACAAUACCUCUGGGAUUGCCUACCGUGAUUUAUGUACCCGACAAGACUUUGUCAAAGAUCAUAUCCUUGAUCUUCGAAGCCAUAACUUGACGAUCUCUAGGAAUUCCAACGUCGCGGCACUUUUAAACACCAGAAAGCCCAAGCAUUUCACUAAUGCCAAUGGCAAGGAUCUUUUGCUUAAAAAGGACACAAUAAUUAUCAAUGAUGAGUAUUUCAAUGGCCAACCAAGCUCCGGUGAGGCAAUGGACCUGUUGAUCAAAUUCAAAGUGUCGAAAAUCGAGCUUUUUUUAAACUUCAACCAAUUUUUCCCUAAAAACCAUGAGUUUUUGUUAAUCCAUAUUAAUAGACCAUUAACUGGUACUCCUAUAUCAGAAGUUCGGUUCAAAAGAAUGCAAAUCCUUCCGACAUUGCAGCCGAUCUCUGUGGGAAGUGCGACUCAUACCAGAAACUCGUCCCUCAAUCUUGAUAUUAACCAGUCAGGCACAUCAUGGCACCCAGAAUUUGAUAACCCAUCAUUUACUCUGGAAGUACAGCUAGUGGCCCCAAAAACUUCGUUCACGCAGUUAACUGGAAGAUUUUCGGUAAUAAAUCAAGAGCUUGCCGCAGAUUUUCUCCAUCUUUUCAAAAAUUUUGUCAUUGAUACCAUCACCGACCCAGGAGAAAUCCUCACAUUAUACAAAGAAACAAUAAAUCAACUGGCUCUUAUUUUCAAAUCACUCAGUGAAGAAAUAAUAUCAGGAAUUAUCACCUAUGACCCAUCCAUUGACUUGAAUCGCUGUAUUUACGACUAUGUGGAACUUAGCUUGUACGACCGUAUAUGGAAUCAGCUACGAGUUGUUUUGGCAACCCCACAAGACAAAGAAACUCAAUAUUUAACUAAUGAAACUUAUGAGCUGCUAAAAUGUCUCUCAAUAACUCAGGUGGGGAUAUUUGAAAAUUUCGAUACAAAAAGAGAAAAAUUACAACCACAAUUAUUAAUUUUUUUAUCCAAGAUCGCCAGUUCUGUGAAAAUCUUUUCCAAAAUUAGUCUCACAAACACUUAUUUUGAUAAACUCAAAAUCCUUGUCCAAACAAUUACCGAACUAACGAAGCAGACCACCAUAAAUGGCGUACGAUCAGUUGACGUGAGUGCCGAUAUACUUGUUGCGUUACUCAUAUUGGUGGUGGUGGAAUCAAGAGUUGAGGACAUACAUGUUCAUUUAGAAUAUAUCAAAAACUUCAGCUAUUACAGUUAUGCCCGAAGACUAGACUUGACAACCGGUUUUGUCGGAUACUGUAUCUCAACAAUCGAUGGGGUGUUGUAUCAUUUACAAAAUAAAGAAAACAUUUCCCAACUUAUUUCCCACUCCAUGAAAAAUCAAGAGCUUUGGGAGAUUCUUUAUCUGACUUCUGCGUCUGCGGCUCCACAACUUAUAGACUUUAUUGAUGCCAAUACUGAUUUCGAUAAUGAUGUACACUUGCCCAUUGAGCAUUCAUUGCGUGCAAUAACCAAGAAUGGUGAAUCGGUCCUUCUGAUUGCCCUUCUGCUGGAAAGUUCCGCCAUAGCUUAUGAUCUUUUCCGAACUUUGCUCACAUAUAAUGAGAAUUUGUAUCCUCUAGAAGAUCUUCUAUUUGAUUAUAACACCAGUCAUUCCACGCUUUUCCUUGAAUGCCUUCUACAAUCGCGUCUUCAAUGUGCAGACCUUUUAUUGGAUAUUUUGCUUUCCUCGUGUACUGUUAGUGAGCUAAUCAAUUAUAUCAACCAUCAAGACGCAGUGUACCAUCGAGUUGCCGGCCACCAUAUUCAUCGGUAUCCUCAGUUACUUGAUAAGGUUGGAUUGUAUAUUGAUUGGCGGGUCAGGGAUAUAUCCUUUAAUACCCCAUUGGUGGCUCUUUGUCGAAACUAUGAUAUCCAAGAUUAUCCUAGCCUCGUCACUCGUACAUUUGAGAUUGUCAAAAAAUGGUACGCCGUGCAAAAAAUGGAGUUUGAUCCAUUAGAUCACAUUGAUGCGAAGGGAAACACCUUAUUACAUAUAUUGAGAGACGGGUGUCUCCAACCUAUUCUUAGCGAACCAUAUGUGGAUGUCAACAAAUUUAAUGAUCGUGGUCAUUGUCCGUUGGUAGUUUAUGUCAGAUACGGUCGGGUGAAUAAUAUCAAAGCGAUUCUUGAAGAUGAACGCUUGAAUUGGGGGAAAAUUGACGGGAAAACUUUCUUAACAGUGUUAGAUUAUGUGAAAAUGAAUUCAUCUGUCGCUUCAACCCCAAAUUUGGAUCAAAAUAAUGAGGCCAUCAUUAGUUCAAGUAAUGUGGAAAAACUAGUAGAUGGUCAAUUCAUCAAACACUUCUUCCCACAAAUUAAUGGUAGGAAGUUUGGAAUAUUAAGGGCAAAAUUAGACUCAAAUCAGUGGUGCUUUGUGAUGAAGGGAAGUAUUGUCGAGAGAAUGGUUGAAGAAGAUAUUAUUGAGCCUUCAAACAACAUUAAACCGGUUCCUGUGACGCCAACGCCUAAUGAAAGGGCAUUUAAAGCGAAAAAUUUGACGGUCAAUACCACAAUUAUUAAACCAAAGCAAGAAACUGUCACCGCCAGAUAUAAAGCACAUCACUACACAAAUUAUCAUUCAGUUAAUGACUUUCGAAGCCUCAUUCAUUUAUUACAUAUAGAAUACCCAAUGAGUUAUCUUCCAAUAGUUUAUCUUAUGGACUCGGUAUUUGCCCGUCUCAAUCUAACCACCUUCACAUUCUUCAAUUUUAAUAAACUCAAAAUCAAUGAAAUGAUGCUCAAGCUCAAUAUUUUCCUUGUGGGGCUUGAAUUGAGCAGAGAUUUUUAUAACCACGAACUAAUCUGGGAGUUCCUCAUCCUCCCAACUUCAAUAGGGUCCUCUGCCUCAUCAUCAGCAUCCACGGGCGUCGCCAAUAUUGCCAACUUUAACGGGGCUCCAAAGGCCCAACUUGAGGCUCGGAGUAGAAUGAAAAUCGAAGCCACCAAGGAGAAACUUUCUUAUGGUGCUAAAUCUGGUAAUCUUCCUUCAACUCCUGCCACCCCAAUAAUUGAGGAGCUGCCAAUUCUGCAUAGUCCAAAUAUCCCGGAUGAAUUCACCGAUUCCGGGCUUGAGAAUUUGAAGGAGUUGUUUGCGCUUGAUAUAUCUAGAAACUAUGCCAUGCAGGAAGUGGAAGAUAUUUUGAAUUUCUUGAAAUAUUCUAGUGAUGAGCUCGAAAUUUUCCACAGAGGUAUAAAGAAAGUCCUACAAUUGGUGGUGGUGGCAAGUCACAAAUUUGUUGAUCUUGAAACAGGGCUUGACAGCUUUGCUAAAUUUUCUGAUGAUAAUCCAACAUUUAAGAGUUUCCCUGGGUAUUAUAAAAAGCAAAUGGAGUCUAUUCAAGAACGUAUCAAGGCGCUUAGCCAGGAUAACUCCAAGAAGGUUGCUAAUGUUAGUGUUGGAUCCCAGCCAUUUGCCUCGAUAUCGGCAAUGUUUCAGAAGAUAAUUGUGGAGUCCAAUACUACUGCUACCUCACCCCAUAUCAAGUUUGCAUUUUAUCUUCAGUUUCUUGAGAAUUGCGUGGCCAGAAUGAUUCGGAAUAUCAAUAGUGUUAUAAAUAAGAAAAUUCUCAAAUGGUUGAAACUUGCCGGCGAGUUGAAUAGCUUGAAGACCGAGCUUCGUCGCAUUAGACCCCAGGAUUUUCUCAACGACGAUGUUUCUGUUCUUGGUGAGGAGACCAUUGAGAAUCCAUUCAUUAUAAUGGCUCCUCAGCCGAUGCCAGUAUCUAUAAAUGGUGGUGCCACCUCCGGUCACAGUAGAAAUUUUUCCACUUCUUCAAUGGCCACUCUUACUGAAGAGGAUCAAGUCAAAAAUGAUGAAUCACUAUCGGACUCAACCACUGUCAAAGACAAUGAUCAAUUACAAUCUCUGCUGCUUGAUGCACCACCUUUGAUAAAUGUUCUUAGUCCAGAUGAUAUUACAAACACCCCGGAGGCGGCGAAAAAAGAGCAGCAGUCAGAUUUGAGCACGCCAUUGAGAAGUAUUGAUUCUCAAACCGUGUCGCCGCUUCGAUCGCCAUUUGCUUCAGACUCCUCCACAGUAUCCUCGAGCGGCAAUGGUUCAAUUUUUGGUACCCGCCCUGGAAGUGCCGCUGCUUCUCCUGUGGUAAAGAAGAAACGGUCGUUUUUGUCAAAUAUAUUGGAAUCACGGAAAACCAACCACGAAUUAAAAGUAAUGAAACAAUACAAAGUGGUGCGGUUGAAAUUGAUGGGGUUAAGUGAUGAUGUGAGGUAUAGCCAUGAGUCUUUGGCAAUGGAGGUUUCGCAUUUUAUGGAGUUCAAGGAGAUUUUUAUGAGGUAUGCGGUGAAAGUGUUUGUGAAAGAGGAAUUGAGAAAAUUGAAAUUUGAAAAAUGUUGUAUUGAUAAUGGAUUGAUUCUGGCAAAACUGGAAAAAUUUUGA